Salvelinus fontinalis (brook trout) is the source of this 15295-nucleotide messenger RNA. RefSeq names its product insulin receptor-like. NCBI's taxonomy places the organism in Eukaryota, Metazoa, Chordata, Actinopteri, Salmoniformes, Salmonidae. The record is from RefSeq and is a predicted model, not a curated record. Gene Ontology annotation, biological process: positive regulation of MAPK cascade; cell surface receptor protein tyrosine kinase signaling pathway; positive regulation of phosphatidylinositol 3-kinase/protein kinase B signal transduction. Gene Ontology annotation, cellular component: axon; membrane; insulin receptor complex. The transcript has 20 exons. Gene Ontology annotation, molecular function: phosphatidylinositol 3-kinase binding; insulin receptor substrate binding; insulin receptor activity. The coding region runs from base 1302 to 5387 and encodes 1361 amino acids.
UACAAAUACAAUUUUGUUAGACUGUUGGUUUUGUAUAAUGCUAUACACUGCAAUCCACACAUUGCUAGUUGUGCGCACCGUUACACCAGUCCGUGUUUUCCUACAUACCCUAUCUGCCCCAGCUGACUGGUAGUUGUUUACUGGUGAAUAGACAGAGAAGAAAAGGUGGGAACCUGAGAGGUGCUGUAUACGAUAACCGAAGUUUUUCCCCACAUAGCAGUUUAUUAUGCCAUUAAGUUUGUUUACCUCAUAUUCCUGAUUCUGACAGCGGUUAUUUACUUGAUUUAAUUGCCGGUUUUGAAGCUUCGUUAUUUAUAUUAGCUGUUUUGCCAGAUAAUCUGAAGAAGGGAGUUCGCACACUUUUUAGCAAUGUGCUGGAAACGCGGGGCUAUUUGUUUAGUGGCUAAACGUAACGUUCGCUGGAUCCAUUUUUUUUUGGGGUGGUGGGGGGUGUUUUCAUGUUGUCAUGGGCUGGCUGUAGCGACUGAAUCAGUUCAGAAGAAGGUCGUUAAAAUAUAUCCACGUUUUUCCUGCACGUAUCCAAAGUUCAUGGGAUGUGUUCACAUUUUUAUUCUCACGUUUUAAAACUAGGUGUUUUCCUGUGAUACGGCGAAGAAGUGCAAUACUUGGAAGUGCAUGAAACACUCAGCGACCUGUGGAUUACAGCAAGGUAGCCAACGUUAGCUAGCUUCUUGGGUCUAUAGAAGUUCGGCUACAUAACUGGAUUUUUGGAAAGAAGAGGACACCCAGAUUUCUAAAUUAUCAAACAUUCAUCUUAAAGAAUUUCUUUAUAAUACGAAAAUAUUGUCUCUGGGUGCCUCUCAACAGUGGAACCUCGUUUAUCGUGGAAUGAGGCCGUGGCUAGUUACUUACUAGUUUAGCUAACGUUAGCGGUGUGGGAUUUAUUUUCUCGAAUCGGAAUACUUAAAAAAAAAAAUCUAACAUAAUAAAGUGAACUAUCCCAUACAAUUAAAAAAAAAAAUCUAACAUAAUAAAGUGAACUAUCCCAUACAAUUGUGGGAAAUGACUAUUUUUAUUCGCAAAUGUGUCGCCAGAACACACGAUCACGCAAUUUAGUGGUACUUUUUUUCAGGGAGAACCGAAAUCACAAAGUAAACUGAAGAUAUUUCUGUUAAUUAAGCUACAACCACGUUGGACCCCUGGCCCCUUUUUAGGGGGGCUAACUGGACUAGCUAGCUUGAUUUAUCUACACCUUUUGAAAACUUUUUUUUUUGUUAUUGGAUUUCCUAAACGAACUUUGGAUAUCUUCAAAACACACAGAGAACACAAUCGAAGUCACAAUGCGGCUUGGGACCUCAGCGGUUGUUUUGGUUACUUUUAUCUACAUUGGAUGCCAGUGUGUCCUAACAAAUGGAGAAAUCUGUCAGAGUAAGGAUAUCCGUAACAACGUGACCAACCUGCAGUUGUUAGAGAACUGCACAGUAAUUGAGGGCCACUUGAAGAUCCUCCUCAUGUUCAAGGCCAAGCCUGAGGACUUCAGGGGCCUCAGCUACCCCAAGCUGACCGUUGUCACCGACUUCCUCCUCCUGUUUAGGGUCUACGGUCUAGAGUCCCUCGGCGGUCUGUUCCCCAACCUGACGGUGAUCCGAGGCAACAACCUGUUUUUCAACUACGCUCUGGUUCUGUUUGAGAUGGUGGACCUUAAGGAGCUGGGGCUCCAGAGCCUCAUGAACAUCACCCGGGGAGCCGUUAGGGUGGAGAAGAACCCGGACCUCUGCUACCUCUCCACCCUAGACUGGUCCAAGAUCCUGGACACAGUGGAGGACAAUUACAUUGUGGCCAAUAAGAAUGACCGGGAGUGUGGGGAUGUGUGUCCAGGCACGGCCUAUGGGAAGACCACCUGUCCUCAGACUACCAUCAAUGGACACUUUGGAGAGCGCUGCUGGACUCAGAACCACUGCCAGAGAAUGUGUCCCUCCACCUGUAAGCAUCGGGCCUGUACCCAGCAUGGCCACUGCUGCCACGACCAGUGCCUGGGAGGCUGCUUGGAGGCAGGCAACGCCAGCAGCUGUGUGGCCUGCCAGAACCUCCAGCACCAGGACACCUGUGUGGACCGCUGUCCCCAGGGAUACUACAUCUUCAAGGGCUGGCGCUGCGUUUCUCUCUCCUUCUGCCAGGACCUCCACAACCAGUGCAAGAAUGGAAAGAGCAGCGACUGCCAUGAGUACGUCAUCCACAACAAAGCCUGCAUCCCAGAGUGCCCCUCUGGGUACACCACCAUCAACUCUACCACGUUGAACUGUACCCCGUGUGCGGGGCUGUGUCCUAAGAUGUGUACAGGGCUGAAGACAGUGGACUCUGUGACAGCAGCCCAGGCUCUGAGAGGAUGCACCGUGCUCAACGGCAGCCUAAUCAUCAAGAUCCGUGGAGGGAACAACAUAGCAGCAGAGCUGGAGGCGAACCUGGGUCAGCUGGAGGAGAUAACAGGCUACCUGACCAUCAAGAGAGCCUAUGCUCUUGUCUCUCUCUCCUUCCUCCGCAAGCUACACAUCAUCCGAGGAGAGACCCUGACCCAAGAUGGGAACUACUCGUUCUACGCGCUUGACAACCAGAACCUGCGUCAGCUGUGGGACUGGAACAAACACAACCUGACCAUCCUUCAGGGGCGCAUGUUUUUCCUUCACAACUCCAAGCUGUGCAUGUCUGAGAUCCGCAAGAUGGAGGUGGUGACGGGCACCAAGGGGAGAGACAUCAAGAAUGAAAUCGCCGGCAGGACCAAUGGAGACCAGGCCUCCUGUGAGAACCAGGUCCUGAAGUUCACCACGGUGCGCACUCAGUCAGACAAGAUCCUCAUCAAGUGGGAACCCUUCUGGCCGCCUGACUUCAGAGACCUACUAGGCUUCAUGGUCCUGUACAAAGAGGCGCCCUAUAAGAAUGUGACAGAGUUUGAUGGCCAGGAUGCGUGCGGCUCUAACAGCUGGGUGAUAGCUGACGUAGACCCUCCACCCCGGGCCUCGGAGGGGAAGGAGCAGGGAGAGCCUGGCUACCUCAUCCAUACUAUGAAACCCUAUACCCAGUACGCCAUCAUGGUCAAGACCCAGCUCUCCGCCUCAGAUGAACACCAGGUCCUCGGGGCCAAGAGUGAGAUCAUCUACGUCCGCACCAAUGCCACCAAGCCGUCGGUGCCGCUGGACCCCAUCUCAUCAUCCAACUCGUCCUCUCAGAUCAUCCUGAAGUGGAAGCCCCCCACGGACGCCAAUGGCAACAUCACUCACUACCUGGUGUUCUGUCAGCAGCAGCCCGAGGACAGCGACCUCUACAAGUUUGACUACUGUCAAAAAGGAAUGAAGCUGCCGUCGCGGGCGCCUACCCAUCUGGACACUGACGAGGAGCAAAAGUGGAACCAGACAGACGAGUCUGGGCCAGGGAACCGCUGCUGUGCCUGCCCCAAAACAGACACCCAGCUCAAGAAGGAGGCUGAGGAGUCUGAGUACCGCAAGACCUUCGAAAACUACAUCCACAACGAAGUGUUUGAAGUCAGACCGUCUCGUCGGCGCCGCUCAGUGGGCGUGGCCAACGCCACCCUUCCGCACUUCCUGACCACUACCCCCACCCUGCCCAACGCGUCCACCACGCCCAGCCCAGGUGGCGAGGGGGUAGAGGGCUCUAAGGUGACGUUAGUGGUGUAUGCCAAGGAGUCGACGGUCAUCUCCAACCUGCGUCACUUUACCAGCUACCAGAUAGAGAUCCAUGCCUGCAACCACCCCACAGACCCCCAACGCUGCAGCAUGGCUACCUACGUCAGCGCCCGCACCAUGCCCGAAAAGAAAGCUGAUGACAUUGUGGGCCAGGUGACCCAUGAGAUGGUGUCGGAGCACCCAGAGUCUGUCCACAUCAAGUGGCUGGACCCCAGAGCCCCCAAUGGCAUGAUCAUCCUGUACGAAGUCAACUACAAGAGGUUGGGAGACCUUGAGGAGCAGCAUCACUGCGUGUCCAGGAAGGCCUACACCCAGAUUGGAGGCUGCAGGCUGAGAGUAGUGCAUCCUGGGAACUACACCGUGAGGAUACGUGCCACGUCGCUGGCAGGAAACGGCUCCUGGACCGAACCCACCUUCUUCUUCAUGCCCGACAAGGACACCACUUCACUGAAGAUUAUCAUUGGCUCAGUCAUCUGCUUCAUUCUGCUGCUAUUCGUAGGAGGUGGAGUCUUCAUGAUCUUCAAGAAGAAACAAACUGAGGGACCCACUGGACCUCUGAUCGCCUCGUCCAACCCAGAGUACCUGAGCGCCAAUGACGUGUACGUGCCUGAUGACUGGGAGGUGGCGAGGGAGAAGAUCAACAUCUUGAAGGAGCUGGGUCAGGGCUCAUUUGGCAUGGUCUACGAGGGCAUCGCCAAGGACAUUGUGAAGGGCGAGCCGGACACGCGUGUGGCGGUGAAGACGGUCAAUGAGUCGGCCAGUCUGAGAGAGAGGAUAGAGUUCCUCAACGAAGCGUCUGUCAUGAAGGCCUUUAGCUGCCACCACGUGGUGCGUCUGCUGGGGGUGGUGUCUAAAGGCCAGCCCACUCUGGUGGUGAUGGAGCUGAUGACCCACGGGGAUCUGAAGAGCUUCCUGCGGUGCCUCCGACCAGACUCUGAGAAUAACCCCACAGGGAAGCCCCCUCCCACACUGAAGGAGAUGAUUCAGAUGGCGGGGGAGAUAGCAGACGGCAUGGCCUACCUCAACGCCAAAAAGUUUGUCCACAGAGAUCUGGCCGCCAGGAACUGCAUGGUGGCUGAGGACAACACCGUCAAGAUCGGAGACUUUGGCAUGACCAGAGAUAUAUAUGAGACGGAUUACUACCGUAAGGGAGGGAAGGGUCUGCUUCCUGUCCGGUGGAUGGCUCCUGAAUCUCUGAAGGACGGAGUGUUCACCGCACAUUCAGACUGCUGGUCAUUUGGUGUGGUAUUGUGGGAGGUCAGCACCCUAGCAGAGCAGCCUUACCAGGGCCUGUCCAACGAACAGGUCCUCAAGUUCGUCAUGGACGGAGGAUACCUAGACAGACCAGAGAACUGCGUGGAGAGGAUCCACAACCUGAUGACGAUGUGCUGGCAGUACAACCCCAAGCUGCGUCCAACCUUCCAGGAGAUCAUUGAGAUGUUGAAGGAGGAUGUUCACCCCAGCUUCCAGGAGGUCUCCUUCUUCUACAGCGAGGAGAACAAGCUCCCUGAGACAGAGGAGUUUGACUUGGACCUGGAGAACAUGGAGAGCAUCCCACUGGACCCAUCGUCCUACUCCCAGAGAGAGGACAGCGACAGUCUAUCCAGAGACAAUGGAUCCAGCCAGAACCUAAGGGGCAACUAUGAGGAACACGUGCCCUACACACACAUGAACGGUGGCAAGAAAAACGGACGAAUCCUAUCAUUGCCCAGAUCCAGCCCUUCCUAACAUUUCUUAAGGUUUUCUUCCUCCUUUCAAACUAUUUAAAUUGUAUAACUCUUGCAGAAGCCCUUAAAAACACUGAUCUCAGGACAUGUAUUUUCUUCCUCACAGCUGCCAAGCAUGGUGGGACACAGGAUGCAAACAUUUUGGUAUAUGUUGAAAGACAUUUUUGCAUUUAUCCCGAAUCAUCUACUACAACUUUCUACUAUCUUUAUUUUUUUUCACUAUUGCCAUGUUUCCAGGACUGGUUGAUGGAAAAAGAAAAAAAACUGAGCACUUAUCUCUCUCUUUCUCGCUCUCUCCAGGCUGCCCCAUCUCUCUUCCAUUCUCUUGAAAAUCUUUUCAGAUAGUGGCCUUUUUAUUUGUGGCCUGUAAACAAAGAGAAGUGUCUAUCAAUACUUGUAUUAAUUUCCUCUGAACAAUGUCUAGACAGGUUUGAACCAUGGGAUGGCAUAAACUCUCUAGAAAAAAUGUCCAUUCGUAGAGAAACUUUUUAUUUAAAAAAAAAUUGUGCAGAAUUCCAAACUUUACGGAGAUUAUUUUGGUGUUUGGUGAAUAGUUCUAAUUUAUUAGCAUUUUUUGUCUCACUUUUUCAGUUUUAUUUCUGUGUCCUCACAUUAUGGCUGAAGGAUAUUUAAACAGUUAAAAGUUGGGCAAAAUAGUUCCUCAGACUGACCAAUAGCUGCUGCUUUCAUAUAUUUUUGUGGAUUUAGAAUAUAUAAUAUAUAUGGAAUAUUUGGUAUUUAUAUCAAUAUUUUAUAUAGAAUAUAUACAAUAUAGAUGUUUUUGUACAUAGUUCAUAUUUGUAAUGUUUUCAUCUGAGGCUUUUUUUUUUGUCUGUCUUUUUUUCUUUCUCUAACCCCAGAUAUCGCACUAAUCAGAGCCAGUGCUCUGUUGUCUUAGACCUCCACACGUGGUUUUACUUCUCUUUCAAACCAUCAGGAGAACCCUGUUCUCCUCAGCAACAAAGGGCAGCCCACUAUUUUAGGAAAAUCAUGGCAUCUUUCAAAUGUUGUUCUUCCUGUCAGUGGAAGAGUUUGGGUGGCCACUAUGCUAAAAUGACAAGAACCAAAAACUGUUAUGGGAAUGAAUGGUGCUGAUGGAGCCAUGGUGUAGAUGUCCAUGUUGUUAUCUACAAUUGUGUUAAAAUGUGUCUAUCUUUGGUUGAUCAUUAGCUAUCUGUUUGAUUGAUUGAUGUUAUCGGUGGGGCUAGAGAUGUGAUGUCUGCUUGCUUGGACAGACAGUUUGUCUUGGCCUGAUUUGUACUUGGCUUGUGCUGUCUUGGCUUGUGCUGUUGGUAGUGGUGUUUUAUAGGGUUAUAGUUGGGUCAUAGGAGACCCAUCUAGCUAUCUAUCUCCUCCACUGGAGUCAGAAGCCCAUAUAGUUGGAUGUAUUGCAGGACCACAUACCAUCAGGGCUUUGAGAGAGAAAUAAUGCAGUGCUUUAUUUGAGUGGCGAGCAUCAGCUCUACUCUAUCAUAACCCCCAUGUCCUCAUACAACUGGGUUUGUUUUGACCCUACGCCCCGUCCCCACAUAACGAUAGCCCAUUGGCUGUAUGUUCGCUGACACAGGAAGGAGGUCAGAAUCAGGCUGCUGGUGGAAUUUUCCAUGUUACUGUGGUUGAAUGCUUUUGAUUUGAACAUUUUGGAAAGUUCCUAUUGCAUGGAGUCCACAGCGGGCAGCAGCGAAGGAGAGGGAGGGAGCAGUUAGUUGAAGGUGUGUGUGUGUGUGUGUGUGUGUCGGUGUGUACUAACGGAGGGAGGUGGUGUACAGGUGUUGGUACGGUAUGAGUCAGGACACACUGUAGCUGUACAACAAGUGCUGCUUUACCCCCAGGGCUGGGCUAACAUUCUACUAUUGGCAGUGGAGACCGUGUUCGGACUUGCUGUGUGCCCGUUAUUCACAAACCCUUCUCCCUUCCACCCUAAAGAAAAAGAUAUUGAACUUAUCUCUCCCCCCCCGCCGUUGAUUUGGGUGUCUUUCAAACCCACACCCUCCCAUUUGGAUUGUGGUGUACCCCUCCCCACAAUUUGGAUUGUAACCCAUCACUCCAAUAUCUAAAGAUGGGUCAUGAAAGUGUAAACCUCUAUCCAUUUACAUUCAUAUUAUUAAGUUCCAUACAGACAUUUAAACAUUCCUGUCAGCUUCUUCCCAGCACAAGACAAAGCCCUUUUUUUUUUAAGUACACACACGCGCUUAUUCUAUGUUAAACAAAUCCCAAAUUGGUGUUAAAAGAUUGAUUGAAAAGUGUCUACAUGGCAUUCCCAUUGAGAAGCACAAAUAGCCCAAUCAUUAGUAGUUGACACACACGUCUCUAUUUGUCCCAUUAUCCCUCCCUCUAGCCAAAGGCAGUGAUACUCAUUGUCUAUUGUCAGAAGCAUUGAUAAGAGACAGAAAAGCACAGACAGGAGCUAAGGGUAAGUCAAUCUGACCUCGUCCACUCAGCAGUUUGAGCCUGUGUGGCUGUUUAGAGCUUUCAGUGUUAUUAACCCUAGCCCUCAGAGUAAUGGGCCUGAUGUUAUUACCCCUAACCUGCCCAUUCAUCUUCACCCAGUUAUCACUGUUUACCCCUCUGUCUCUGUAUGUCUGUCUGUAUCGGAGAUGGUGGAACCGCAUCAGCCUCCACCCAGUGCCUUCUCAACCAACCACAGACCAGAGAGAUGGAUGUACAUUGUACAGGCUGGUUACUGUUUGUUUGUUGGCACAUACUCAUGCUAAUGCGUGUAGCUACAUUGUGUGUGUGUGUGUGUGUGUGUGUGUGUGUGUGUGUGUGUGUGUGUGUGUGUGUGUGUGUGUGUGUGUGUGUGUGUGUGUGUGUGUGUGUGUAUUUAUACAUGUUAGACAGUGGGAGAGAAAUUUGACUCGUAGGUGGGAGCUAAAUCCAUACCGUAAAUCUCAAGUAGUACUUAGAGAUUAGGUAUUUAGAGAUGUUGGAAAAAGAUAUGAGUUGCUAAAUAGAUAUCAUUUAUCUGUUUCUAUGGGGAACAUCAGCUUGUGAGAGAGGUAUGUGGCUAGUUUUUGGUCAGUUGAUGUAAGGGUUGAAUGGCAAGUCCAUUUAGUGCUAUAGUGUUCAAAGUUUAAGCAAUGUUAAACCACCUUUCUGGUUCUCGCUGAUUCUUGAGAAUUUGAUCUACUCCACUUACUCGAAUGCCCCCCAAAAUGUAUUUUUUCCCCCCUCAAUCAGUUACACUCUCAUUUCUUUAUACUUUGUAAAUACUAAAGAAUAUAGUGUCUGGUAAAAAAAAAAGAGCGAAAAAGUGGGAAACCUCCCUUACAACUGUGCAUACAGUACAUGUCCAUAACCAGAGAUAAAUGGUGGAUAUCUAUCUCUUCAUAUGAACAUUGUCUCUUUAUGGCGGUAUAUACAAGUGUAUGCAAUUUUGAAUUCAGAAGAUCACCAUCAUCUUUGAAAAAUUACAGAUAUUUAAUAUUUUAUUUAUUUUAUUAUCAUUGUAUAAAAAACACUGUUUGCUUUUUGUCAAAGUUUUUUAAAUAUUGAAAGUCAGGUAAAAAAAAAUACUAGUUAAGAGUAGAGCUAUAAAUGUGAAAAGGAGUUGGUAGUUGUAGUUUCUAUGUAUUUGGCCACAGUCUACCUCAGUGGGUGUUUGGAGGAAUCAGUUUGAGACGACAGCAUCUUUCUUCGUCUAUCAGUCUGUUGGUAUCCCUGUAGUUCAAAUCAGAGGACAGGGACUCUGCCCGUCUGUGACCACAUCAUAAUACUAUCAGAAUAUAGGCAGAAUACUAUCAGAAUAUAGAAUCCCACAAAAUCCAACGCAGCCCCUUGAAAGAAAUAAAAAAGAUAAGACCCUUUGUGUUUCUCAAAAUGCGUACUAACAUGCUCCGAGCACGCAAAUUGGACCACGAGAGGGUCGGAUUAUGAGUCCAAAUCAAGGUAUACGUAAACUCCCCCACGGAGGUCCCUUCUCGAAUGCGUACUCCGUUUGUAAAUAUUUUUGAAGCAUGCAUCGAUGCACGCUUCAACGGAAAGUAUGCAAAGAAAUAUGACGCAACCACGUUAAAAAUGAUGUAACAUUUUUUUAAAUCAAUGGUCGGGCAUUAAGUUGAGCUGAAGCGAGAGAAAAUACUCAUCGACCUCGGAAUGAAAUGUUGCAUAUUCACAUGUCAUAUGUUGCCAGACUACAAUAUUUUUUUCUUGAUACCUUCAUAAAUACAUGCUAUUUACCUGCCUACUUACCAUAGAUCGCAAGCCCAUAAUAAGUCAAUAGGGCUAACUGGCUAGCUACUACUGUUAGCUAGCCAGAUAGCCAUGAAGAAUUGCUAGCUAACUACCCACGAAUAACUGACAUCUAUUUUUAUUUAACCUUUAUUUAACAUCUAACUUGCAUAAUAUUUGUUUUAGGUCAUUUUUGCCUGUUCAACUAUCUGUUUAGUUACAUUAUUAUGAUUCACAUUUAGCUAGCUGAUAGUUAUGAAGUAAAACGGUUGCUUUGUGUAUAUCUUGUUUCAUCUCUAAUGCCAUUGUCCUGGCUGGAAAACGGUUCAGUGAAUGGCUAAGUCAAUAGGGCUAACUGGAUAACUAGCUAGCCACAAAGAAUUGGUAGCUACCCACGAAAAAUGUACAUCUACCUUGCAUAACAUUAGUUUCAGGUCAUUUUUGCCUGUUUAACUAGCUGGCUAGCUAGAUUAUUACGAUUAACAUAUCUAGUUGAUAACUAUGAAGUAAAAUGUUGCUUUGUGUAUAUCUUGUUUCGUCUAUUGCUACCAUUGUCCUGGCUGAAAGACGUUUCAGUGAAUGGGGAGGUGAAGCGUAAGGUAAUAUACAGUUGAAGUCGGAAGUUUACAUACACUUAGGUUGGAGUCAUUAAAACUUGUUUUUCAACCACUCCACAAAUUUCUUGUUCACAAACUAUAGUAUGGCAAGUCGGUUAGGACAUCUACUUUGUGCAUGACACAAGUCAUUUUUCCAACAAUUGUUUACGGACUGAUUAUUUCAAUUAUAAUUCACAGUAUCCAAAUUCCAGUGGGUCAGAAGUUUACAUACACUAAGUUGACUGUGCCUUUAAACAGCUUGGAAAAUUCCAGUAAAUGAUGUCAUGGCUUUAAAAGCUUCUGAUAGGCUAAUUGACAUACUUUGAGUCAAUUGGAGGUGUACCUGUGCCGCUUUGCUUGAUCAUGGGAAAAUCAAAAGAAGUCGGGCAAGACUUCAGAAAAAAAUUGUAGACCUCCACAAGUCUGGUUCAUCCUUGGGAGCAAUUUCCAAACGCCUGAAGGUACCACAUUCAUCUGUACAAACAAUUGUACACACGUAUAAACACCAUGGUGCUCUAGGAAACAGGUACAAAAGUAUCUAUAUCCACAGUAAAUAAAAAAUAAAGCUGAAAUUAUUUUCUCCAUUAAUCUGACCUUUCAAAUUCUUAAAAUUAAGUGGUGAUCCUGACUGACCUAAAAUUGAAUUUUUACUGGGAUUAAAUGUCAGGAAUUGUGAAAAACUGAGUUUAAAUGUAUUUGGCUAAGGUGUAUGUAAACUUCUGACUUCAACUGUAGUAGGGGGGAUGGCGAAUGCUUCUCUACACUCUCGUCCUUACAAGAACGUACUCGAGAACGUCGUCGGAGAAUGCGAGUGUGGAGUACGGUAGAAUGCAUAUUGAGAAACACCCUGAUCAGAAUAAGAAGAAAGUAACACGUUUUGACCCAGUAAUUACCCUGAUUAAGAACUUUUUUCCCCAUAUUCAAACUCCACAUUAUCUUAACAACCGAGUAGGUUAACCCCCAGUGUAGUGUGAAGCACAACCCCAAUGCGCUUUUAAAUGUUGUAUUAGAAGACGUAUAUCAGUCAAGAAUGUGGUAAUAUGACGACAACCUUUUGACUGGUGAUUAAUUAUGAAAAAUGUGCUUUUUAGGUUCCCACUCCCAUUAUUUGAAUAGGAUUUCAGAUUCCCAAGCUUCAGGUUUCUUUUUGAAAAUAACAGAAUUUUUACACACCCUGUAACAACAGUUAAUGUAAUAGCUGUUCUUACAUACCCGCUAACUGAUAGUUGCUUGUGAGCGAACCAGACUGCUUUGCGUUUGUGCGUUCAUUGUUCUAGGGAAGACUUGAUUUGAGAUUUUUAUUUAAAUUCUGCAUCAAGACAGAGUACUCCAAAUCAUGAUUGCACAUCUCUUGAUCACAUAGCCAUAGUCUGCAAUAGCUCAGCCUUGGUCAUGCUUUUCACCAUUGACUCACCAUAGAUGAACUCCUCACUGUUGGUUUGUGUGGGUAUAUACACUACCGUUCAAAAGUUUGGGGUCACUUUUAAAUGUCCUUGUUUUUGAAAGAAAAACACGUUUUUUUUGUUCAUUAAAAUAACAUAACAUUGAUCCGAAAAACAGUGUAGACGUUAGUUGUAAAUGACUAUUGUAGCUGGAAAUGGACACUUUGUUUGAAAUGGAAUAUCUUCGGAGGCCCGUUAUCAUCAAUCAUCCCUCCUGUGUUCCAAUGGCACGUUGUGUUAGCUAAUCCAAGUUUAUCAUUAUAAAAGGCUAAUUGAUCAUUAGAAAACCCUUUUGCAAUUAUGUUAGCAUAUCUGAAAACUGUUGUUCUGUCUAAAGAAGCAAUACAACUGGCCUUCUUUAGACUAGUCGAGUAUCUGGAGCAUCAUUAUUUGUGUGUUCGAUUACAGGCUCAAAAUGGCCAGAAACAAAGACCUUUCUUCUGAAACUCAUCAGUCUAUUCUUGUUCUGAGAAAUGAAGGCUAUUCCAUGCUAUAAAUUGCCAAGAAACUGAAGAUCUCGUACAAUGCCGUGUACUACUUACUCCCUUCACAGAACAACGCAAACUGACUCUAACCAGAAUAGAAAGAGGAGUGGGAGCACCCUGAGCAAGAGGACAACUAGUCUAAAGAAGGCCAGUUUUAUUGCUUCUUUAAUCAGCACAACAGAUUUCAGCUGUGCUAACAUAAUUGCAAAAGGGUUUUAUAAUGAUCAAUUAGCCUUUUAAAAUGAUAAACUUGGAUUAGCUAAAACAGCGUGCCAUUGGAACACAGGAGUGUGUCUAGUGUGUGUAAAUAUAUCUCUCAGAGUCCCAGUUCUCAGUCAAAUACGGACAGCAUUUAGUCUCAAGGCCGUUUAAUGUAUCCUCCAGAAGUGUUUUUAUUUCUCUGUUCUGUUGUUUUCCCUUAAUGUUGUAUGUAUUUUUUUCUACUGUGAAUAUCAAGAAAUUUCCUUAUUGUUAUAUCAAUGCCAUGGAAUGGGUCUGUCUGGACACUGCAUGCCUCCGCUGGUCAAAGGACUAGAUUUUAACUUCUCAGGGAGGCACGUGUAUCGGGGGUUGGAUGAUGGAAGGAGCUUCCAACCUGUCUCUGACUGAAGUGCAAGUUCUCUUGGCAUCCUAGCAAAUCAUAUUUUGGGGGAGAUGUAGCUUCGAAGUUGUCAACAAACAACCACCCUCUUCAAAUCAAAUGUUCAGCCUUUAAAGAUAAUGAUCUGAUUGUAUGCCUGUUAUCAUUGUGAUAUGUGGUGUUCACUGCCCCCAGCUGGCUGGAUGGGGGAAGUGCAGCAUCAGGACUCGAGUGUGUAGCCAGGGCUCUGUCCCAUAGUGCCUUGCUCAGACAGACUGCCCUCCUCCUGACUACACAGCCAGCCAGACCCUCAGUGCCCUGGACUGGACUAGUCUGCUCUGGUCUGGACUGGACUGUCUCAUCUCACCCCCAACAUCCCAGCAGGAGAAUACUGGAGUAUUAACGUAUUAUGCAUUCUAAGACAGGAGAUAGUUGUGUUCUGUACUCGUAGCUGCAGUCAGAGGGACACAACACAUCCCCUUUGCUUGGCUGGAUGAUUCAUGAUAUAACUGUAUUGGGAUAGUUACUGUAUGUGAAUGAUAUUCAUGGUUUCACCAAAAUGUUGAACUUCUUGUCUCUACUGGGGCAAAGCUCUUGCUUGAAUUCGGCAUGAACCCAACCAUCCCCAGCUGAUUUAGUUUUUAAUUGAAUAGAAUUUUGUAUUUUGGCCAUCUCUUUGUUGAGGAUAGCCCAACACCCAAAGUACAUGGGAUCAUGUAUAAUUAGCAACCAUUGAUUGCAUGACAUGGGGAGAAUAGAACUCCCAUUUAAAGUAGUUGCAGAUGUCCGUGACAAAUUGUAUCACUUGAUUUAGGGAAGUUUAGGUUUAGUUUGAAACCCAAAUCAAAUGUUAUUUGUCACAUGUUUAGUAAACAGUAGGUGUAGACUAACAGUGAAAUGCUUACUUUGAUAACCUGAAAAUGCAGUUUGACUGAGCAUGCUAGUGCUGCAGCACAGGUUGAGAACAAAGCAUUGUAUGCAUUUUAUUGUUUUAAAAAGAAAGUAUUACAUUUAGAGAUGUUUAAUUUCUAUUCCUUUUUUGGGGGAAGGGCAAAAAAAGGAGCGCAAAUACAAUUACUUUUCUGUCUAAUCUUUUACUACUCUUGUAGAUUAUUGAAUUGAACAUUUAUCAAUGUAUAUAACUUUUUCUAAAUAAAAUACCAAAGUUAGAUGUUUUUUAGUCAUGACACUACCCCAGUAUGCAGAGCAGAUAAAAGUUUUGUACUGUAGAUGUACUAUGGAGCAGCACAAUGCUGGCUGGAUGGGCUACCUGUGUAUCAUAUGACAUGUGGCCUAAAACAUUCAUUUGAUCAUGUUCUAUUCCAUUGUAAAUGCAUGUUCCCGUGUUUGUGAACAACUCAUGCGUUUUUACCCCCGCCCACCCGUUAGCGUGUUUAUUUUUAUUUUUUGUCUCAAAAUAUCACACAUUGCUAUGUUAUGGGAAAGAAAAUGCGUUUCCUUCUGACCAACAGCCAACAGAAAAGUCAUCUAGAUUUAGUUGACAUUUGCUUUUCGAUGUGUAAAACUGGAAAAGACCACUGCACGUUCGUGGAGGAAAACACAACAUGAAAUCCUAAUAAAUAAAUAAGCUAUAAAGUGUAUCAAACUAUGGUGAUAUCCCAAUCUAAUGUGUAGGUGGUUCUUAACCAUUUAACAUGGCUAUGGGGCAAUAUGAAGAAAAACACCUUCGCUAUGUAUUAUGUACAAUGUCUGUUAGUAGUGUAAUGAAAUGUGUACGUGUCUGAGGCUAUAGUUGGUAUGGUUUAAAGAAAGAGACGCCACUUUUAAAACUGACUCGGCUCAUCUACAUAGGCAUCGAUUUAAGAAUUAUAUAUUAUAUUUGCCCUUGCUGAAAGUUUUUGUUAUUCAAUGUCACGUCAAAUUUAUUGAAGUGUAAUUGUUUGACAAAUGGAUGAGGGUCUGGUGGGGGGGUUCAGUAUAGUAGUGGUGGGUGGGGUUGUGAUGAUAUUGAGGGUUUAGGGGGUAAAGGGAUCCUAGUCAUGCUAUCUUGCCAGUGGUCUGCUUUGUUUUGGCAACUCGCUACAUGUUAAGGUCUCUAGCCCCUAGGUGGAGUUUUAGGUGUCUGUAUCGUCCUUGGUUAAAGUCUCGCCAUGGGUUGUGUUUGUUUAUCUGAUUGCUGCUCCUUCUUCUGUGCACAUAGAUGGCCACGAAAUGUUUUAUGUGUAGGCUGACAGGAUACCUCUUUAUGAACCUGUCAUGUUAUUUUUUUAGAAGAUUUACUGAUGUAUUCGACGUUGAUAAUGUAUAGCUACAUUAUGUCACAGAUGCAUAUACAGGUGACGUGUAUGUGUAUCACACCCAUGUACAACCACAAAGAUGGCUACAUCCCAACACUGGAUCAAAAUGUGCCAUUAUCUUUAUGUAUAUCACAUAUAUAAAUAUCAUAUUAAUGCUCUUGUCACUUCCACACACAAUUACACAUGUGCAAGAUCCAAAAUGUGCCAUGACUAAAUAAUGCCUGACAAUUUAUUUUUUCUAUGUUUUCAAGGAGAGCCAAGCAGUGACGUGUACAGAACAUUGUGGAAUGAUAUGAAAAUAAUGUCGUACUGUGUGUAAAUGAUUCUACAAUUAACUGUUUAUAUUAAAAUCAUUAAUAAAAUUGUUGGAUAAUGUUA